UGGCUGACUCACUCUCACACUCGAGUGCAAGCAAGAUUUCCAACCUCCAUGUUUCCAACGUUACUUUCGCCGGCCGGUACAACAAAAGUUUUCGAAAAGAAUUGUUUUGAAUUUGAAUUUCGAGAAUGGACGGUGAGCAACGGGCAUUGAGACCGUUCUCAGUUGUGCGAUUUUUACCUGACUCGGAAAAUGAAGACAGUGACUCAGACUUUCCUGAAGAAGAGGUCGAAGUUGUCAGUUCAAGCUGGAUACCAGAUCACAAAGCCAAAGAUCACUGCUUCUGGCCCCCCAAAAAAUUAUGGAAUAGAGCCAGUAUCUUGGCAACGGAUCAUCAAGAACCAGAUUUGGAAACAUGGACUUUGCAUCGAAUAGCUUUUGAUCAUGAUUACAAGUCAGUGUACACAGCAAGACAAAACAGGAACAAAGUUGCUAAAAAUGAAACAUGCUCCACUGAGAUGUCUGACAGUGGCCCUUUGAGAAAGAAAAGGAAGAGUAAGAUGCCCUCUCGGUUUUUAGAUAGUCCUGAAGAACACCAAUCAAUCAAGAAGAAAGUUUCUGGGAAACAGGAGAUUAAGUCAGUCAGAGGAAAGGCAGGAAAGGGAAAUAAUGUCUCUCAGCAACAGCAUAGCUCAGACUCCGAACGGGAAGAAGUACCACCCCCAUCAGUUAAUGUUGAUGCGUUAGAGGCUAAAUUAAACAAUUUAUUGGCCAAGAGACAAGUCUCUGCUGUAUCCGUUCAGGGCCAAGGCAAGAAGUCUAUUAACCCCUUAGAUCUAGCUUCCUCUAGUAGCGCUGGUGUAGUAUUCGGGCAGUCAUCCAAGUCUAGGAAAUCUACUCACCAACACGGGCAGUCAUCCAAGUCUAAGAAAUCUACUCACCACAGUCCAAAUUCAUUGAAAAAUAGCUCAGUAAUUCCUAACGCAGGAUCAAGGUUGGUAGUGGAAGCUGCCUCCAGUGCUGCACGUGUCAAUGUCUUUUCUAGGCAGAAUAAGGCUCAAAAACCUGCAGCUUCAGAUAGAGAUGACACUGGAUAUGAUACACCUGUUGAUAUGGAAGAAGUUGAAUUGGGGGUAGACAGUUCUGUGCCACAAGGCAAUGUAUCACAGUCAGAUACUGGUGCUGACUCUUCACAUGAGCUGCAGUAUUCACCGCCUAUUUCCAAUCCUGACUCUUCACAUGAGCUGCAGUAUUCACCUCCUAUUUCCAAUCCUUCAAAAGAUACUGCAAAUAUUGGAAUCACCAGCGAGGAUUCCAACCGUUCUGAUGCACAUAAUUUGUCUCCUGAAAAGUCAAAUGACAAUCCCAUUAACAAGCCAACAGAGAGAACAAAGGGGACCUCCCGUACAAGUGCAGACAAGGCAGAAGAAUUGAACCCCUCUGUUGUGGCGCUUCUCUUUGAAAAACUUGAAGAGCUGUCUAUCCGACAGAAAAGAAUUAUGGGCACUCAAAGGCGGAUGAUUUCAUACAUUGUGCCAGAAGAAGAUCUUGCAGAAGAAGAUAUUGAUGAAUUGCCCGACUUUCCUAUUGAUGAUGUUGAUGGUUUUGAAGAGUUAGAGUCCAUCCUUAGUCUUAAGCAAAACCGUCAGAAUUUUGUUAAAAUGCUAGUGGCACUACCCUUUAACGAACAAUCAGAGAAAUAUGCUACUGGCGUCAUGUUAAAAGAAGUUAUAACGAACAGAUUGUCCAGGCUGGUCAGUUGGGGCUCAACACAGGGGAGCAAAUUAUGCUUCAAAAAAUCUCAGUGCUACAAGGGUAUUCAGAUUGCCAUUUUAAAACUCUUCCCCCAAUCUAAGCUAACCAUCUGUCAACAGAAGUGCCAAAUUUGGUUCAACACCAGUAACCAGAGAACUGUGAAACCAAAGCAACCAAAGGCUAAAAAGGUCAAGUGAUAUGUA
Messenger RNA from Frankliniella occidentalis (western flower thrips), 1895 nucleotides. RefSeq lists its product as uncharacterized. Bases 126 to 1889 code for a protein of 587 amino acids. The record is from RefSeq and is a predicted model, not a curated record. NCBI's taxonomy places the organism in Eukaryota, Metazoa, Arthropoda, Insecta, Thysanoptera, Thripidae. The transcript has 10 exons.